Mirounga angustirostris (Northern elephant seal) is the source of this 3500-nucleotide messenger RNA. It is a transcript of the gene ASB3, whose product is annotated as ankyrin repeat and SOCS box containing 3. The transcript has 11 exons. Bases 282 to 1859 code for a protein of 525 amino acids. The record is from RefSeq and is a predicted model, not a curated record. Gene Ontology annotation, molecular function: protein binding. Gene Ontology annotation, biological process: intracellular signal transduction. Lineage: Eukaryota; Metazoa; Chordata; Mammalia; Carnivora; Phocidae.
GAGGGGAGAAAUCGAACGUCGCGGCCUCCCGGGAGCUGACUCCGAAGACCUGGCCUCAGACCGGGCCUUUCCGCGCAGAAGUGACGGCACCGAGAACCGCAUCUGUACACUUCGUUUUUCCCGCUUGAAGCUUCUCUCCGCCUCUUCUCCCGUGGGCUGUGGUCAUCUCAGUUCCUUGCAGCCACUGACUAACGCAGGGCGGAGUGCUCAUUCUCUGCAGCGCUGGCUUAGGGGAUACCCGAGCUGAGGAAUCCUGUCGUACCCCAGGACUGGUCAAAAGAAUGGAUUUUACAGAGGCUUACUCUGACACAUGCUCCACGGUUGGACUUGCUGCCAGGGAAGGCAAUGUUAAAGUCUUAAGAAAACUGCUCAAAAAGGGACGUAGCGUUGAUGUUGCUGAUAACAGGGGAUGGAUGCCAAUUCAUGAAGCAGCUUAUCACAACUCUGUAGAAUGUUUACGGAUGUUAAUUCAUGCAGAUUCAUCUGAAAACUACAUUAAGACAAAGACUUUUGAGGGCUUCUGUGCAUUACAUCUUGCUGCAAGUCAAGGACAUUGGAAGAUUGUACAGAUUCUUUUAGAAGCUGGGGCAGAUCCUAAUGCAACUACUUUAGAGGAAACCACGCCACUGUUUUUAGCUGUUGAAAAUGGACAGAUAGAUGUGUUAAGGCUGUUGCUUCGACAUGGAGCAAAUGUUAAUGGAUCCCAUUCUAUGUGUGGAUGGAACGCUUUGCACCAGGCUACUUUUCAGGAAAAUGCUGAGAUCAUAAAAUUGCUUCUUAAAAAAGGGGCAAACAAGGAAUGCCAGGAUGACUUUGGAAUCACACCUUUAUUUGUGGCUGCUCAGUAUGGCAAGCUAGAAAGCUUGAACAUACUUAUUUCAUCAGGUGCAAAUGUCAAUUGUCAAGCAUUGGACAAAGCUACUCCCUUGUUCAUUGCUGCUCAAGAGGGCCACACAGAAUGUGUGGAGCUUUUGUUAUCCAGUGGAGCAGAUCCUGAUCUUUACUGUAAUGAGGACACUUGGCAGUUACCUAUUCAUGCAGCUGCACAAAUGGGCCAUACAAAAAUCUUGGAUUUGUUAAUACCACUUACCAACCGGGUUUGUGACACUGGGCCAGACAAAGUGAGUCCCGUUUACUCAGCAGUGUUUGGAGGGCAUGAAGAGUGCCUAGAAAUGUUACUUCAGCAUGGCUACAGCCCAGAUGCCCAGAUGUGCCUUGUCUUUGGAUUCAGUUCUCCCAUGUGUAUGGCUUUCCAAAAGGACUGUGAAUUUUUUGGAAUUGUGAAUAUUCUUUUGAAAUAUGGAGCCCAACUAAAUGAACUUCAUUUGGCAUACUGUCUGAAGUAUGAGAAGUUUUCAGUAUUUCGCUACUUUUUGAAGAAAGGUUGUCCACUGGCACCGUGGAACCAUAUUUCUGAAUUUGUAAGUCAUGCGAUUAAAGCACAGACAAAAUAUAAGGAAUGGCUGCCAUCUCUCCUGCUCGCUGGAUUUGACCCACUGAAUCUACUAUGCAGCUCAUGGAUUGACUCAGUCAGUGAUGACAUCCUUAUCUUCACUUUGGAGUUUACCAAUUGGAGGAGGCUUCCUCCAACUGUUGAAAAGAUGCUCUCCACUCGUGCCUCAAACUCCUCUUGGGCUCUGCAGCAACAUAUUGCCUCUGUUCCGUCCCUCACCCACCUUUGUCGUUUGGAAAUUCGGUCCAGUGUAAAACCAGAACACCUACGGUCUGACAGUUUUAUCUGUCAGUUGCCACUUCCCAGAAGCCUACAUAAUUAUUUGCUCUAUGCAGAGGUUCUGAGGAUGAAUGAAGUUCCAGAACUGGCAGUUACUCAAGAUGGAGAAAUCAGCGAAGCUACUUAAUGCAGCUCAUAUCUUACUCUGAAAACCACCAAAACAAAGAGCCAUGCAGUACAAAUUCUUCAUGAUUUUAUAGUCAUAAAAGAUGAUUUUUGUUUGUGUGGUUAGUUAUGAUUGGGGGUGGCAGUAGUUUAAUGCAAAUGUUUACAAUUGAAUUCCUGGUAAAAAAAUACUGUAAACCUUACUUAUGUUACUUUAUUACAGAUUCAUCACCAGCACAUUUUUAUGUUAUAGAUUCAUUUACUGAACCAUUUUUUGCUUUAUUCUGUGAUGCUGCUUCUAGUGCUAACCGUGGCAUAUUUCCGCCUAUGAUUCUGUGUUUGCCUAGGGCUAGGAGCUUAGAAUGGAAUGCAUGAAACUUUCCUGGAAGUGCACACACAAUGGGGUUGAAUCUGCUAUUACUACUACUUUAUUUGAGGUUGACUAUCUUUUAUGUUUAUAAAAAACUAUUUUAUAUUCCAUUCUCAUCUCUUAAUUCAGUCAGUUUUAUGAAGAAUUUUUACUCAUUGGCUUUUUACAGAUAAACUCAGGGGAGAACUUUUUUUUUAAAAAAAGAAAAUAGAAAAUGAAUAAUUUUGCUGUUAUUGUUGGUUUUCCCCCCCAGUUCUUGAUACUCUCUUUGGCUGAAAGAAACUCCCAUUUCUGCAAAGGCAAGAACAGACUUAAACUCAAAAAUAGGCUCAGUUGAAAAAAAUUAGGUCAGUAUUGAAAUGAAGGAGGAUUUUACCAUAUUUAGAAUACAAAUCAGGAGACUGAGAGGGGCAUUUCUGUGGCACCAUCUUUAAAGAAAGAAAGCUAUGUAUUUCUGAGUCACUUAGUAUCAACUAAAACAUUCGAGCUCCAUUCAGCCUCCAAAUCUGAGGGCAGCUUUGAUCCUAUGAAGCAAUGAUUGCCAGUUAUAUUAAUAUUACAGUGUUCUUCCUUUUAUUGUCUAGAUAGGUUAUCACAUAGUCCUUGAUCCUGUGAAAUUUAGACCUCAGAAUUCUAGGUUAAUGAGACACCACCUUAUUGGUUUUCCAGAUGCUCAAUAUGAAAUCUAUGGUCAGAGAAGACUAAACACUGGAUCAGGUGAGCUGUGGUAAGAUGCUGUCGGGACCAACCUUAAAAGAAAGUUCAUGAAAGCAUUACUGUCAUGAUAGACAGCUAGAAAUUGGGUCCACAGGAGAGGCAAGUCUUCUGUCCUGAUGGGAUCCUGUGGCCUGAAAUAGAUGGCAGUGUGUCAGCCAAGUCCAUCCCUGAUAGACCUUUGCUGUUUGAUAAAAGCAGUGAUGAAGACAGACCAAAUGAUGGAGCCUUGUUAAGGUCCAGAGGGAUGACUGAACUCGGUGCAAAUUAGAGCUGUAGUUGCUGCCUGUGGGUGGAGAUAGAGUUUGAAUGUGGUAUAUAGCAGAAAUUAGUGUAGAUAUGGAAAACCAGGUGGAAAUUCUGAUACUUAAUAAAGAAAUUCCAAGAAUGUAUUUACUAUGUAGCAAUUUUUAAAUGUUGUUCUACUCUUUAUUUUUCCAAACCCUAGGUCUCCGAUUUUGAACAUAACUGGUUUAUUAUUAGGGGCAAAUGCACAUAGAAUGUUUACAUUUGAGGGUGAGUCUUCUCAUGUGUUUUUGUUCAUGUUCAAAUGUGUAAUAAAAAUUAAACUAUCCAUAA